AUGGAGGCAGUACUCCCUAUUGAGUUGGAAGUUCCGUCCUUAAGAGUCAUGACUGAAAGUGGUCUCGAGGAAGUUGAGUGGCUGAGUGGGAGGUUUGUCGGGCUGAUGUUGUUUGAUGAGAGAAGGCUCUGUGCUCUGUAUCACGUUCAGGGGUAUCAACGACGAAUUGCUCAAGCGUUCAAUAAAAAGGUGAAGUCCAGGGGUUUAGUCGAAAGGGACAUGGUUACAAAGGAAAUCUGCGCCCCAAUGUUUGAUUCUCGCGGGAAGUUUAGACCGAUGCGAUCUGGGCCUUACAUUAUCAAGACCAUCCUAUCCAGGGGUGCUGUUAAGCUCAUCGAUCUCGAUGCGAUUCCUCGGCCCUAUGGUAAAGUCUGGCAUUUCCGCCUGAAGGACUCUGAGUCCCCAACACCCCUGAUAACUGUUGAAUGUUUGAGCGUUGAAAUUGGGGACACGGAAGUUCCCAGUACUGAUACCGUUGUUCUCUUGAGAAACGCCUAG
Rhododendron vialii is the source of this 498-nucleotide messenger RNA. RefSeq lists its product as uncharacterized. The record is from RefSeq and is a predicted model, not a curated record. The coding region runs from base 1 to 498 and encodes 165 amino acids. The transcript has 2 exons. Lineage: Eukaryota; Viridiplantae; Streptophyta; Magnoliopsida; Ericales; Ericaceae.